This is a messenger RNA of Pectinophora gossypiella (pink bollworm), 542 nucleotides long. RefSeq lists its product as uncharacterized. Bases 124 to 435 code for a protein of 103 amino acids. The transcript is spliced from 3 exons. The record is from RefSeq and is a predicted model, not a curated record. NCBI's taxonomy places the organism in Eukaryota, Metazoa, Arthropoda, Insecta, Lepidoptera, Gelechiidae.
UGUGUCCAACAUAUUGUAAACAGUGUUACCAUUUGUAUUGGAUAAAGAACUUCCCCACGACACAUGCUGGGCAUUGAAGUCCCCUAACACUAUAAAGGGUUUAGGAAGUGAGGAAAGAAUAUUAUGUACCUCAUUAUAUAUCUGAGAAGAGGGAUGUGGAAUAUAAAUAGAAACAAAACAGAUAUUUUUGAUAAUUGCAGCUACAACAGAGAAUUACGCUCCUGCAGUUCCACUGGAGAACUUUGGAAUUUAGGUCCAUUAUGGAGUGUUUUAGAGAUUUGUGCAAGAGAAUCAAUGAGAGCUGCGUUGGACGGUGGAAUUAAGUUUGACUGCGAAAGAAUCGACCUAAAGACACAGGAUGCAAAGAAACCCCAUCAUCAGGCGAUGUCAGCUUAUGCUGGAUGUGUAAUGUGUAAGGAGCUGCAUCAGAACUAAUAUAAGUCCUCCGAGCAAUUUGAGACUGUGGAGAGUGGUUGUCAGCGACAGUUGAAAUAUUUUGUGACGCAACAGUUUCAUUAAAUAAAGGCAAAGAGAUAUUCUGA